GACUUCCUCUGGGGUGUUAAGCAUCUAAGUUUGGCCUAAAAGGACUAUUUUGGACAUCACAGAUUUAUUUUUACGUUAAGUUUUCAUUCCACUGUCGGCGAUGAUGAAGAGCUGCAGAGAAGAUGUGCUCUCUCAACCCUGAGCCAAAUUGGAUCCUUACAGGUUUUUGGAUGCCCCCCCUCCUCACACACACACACACACACACCAUCUCAGCUCUGACUUCAGAGCCUCCCUCCUGCAGCUCUGUCAUAACGCUCCACGGAAGUUUUCUGCCCGUGUUACGUUUAAUCCAACUCUGUGAGAUGAUAAUAUCAUUUGUUGAGACGGUUAAACCCCCAGCAGACGAAACCCUCGGCGUGUGGUGAGUGAGUGGCGCUGAUGAGAGGAGCCACCUUAAAGAAAAGCAUCCCGCUGAUGUCAGAGAGACGGUCUCCGCCGCCGGUACAGCGCUGCGCUGCUCCAUCGUUUCAAAUCUUCAUCCGCGCUGCUGCUCUCCUCACUUUUCUUCAGCUCAUGUCUCCACCGCAUUCACUGGAGUAGCUUAUUCCAACCUCUUCGCCAACACAUUCAACUGUGUCAGUCCUACCUGAGCCAAAUCCUCGCUUCGGGGAGAGAAAGGUUCCCCUCCUGUGUGAGGACAUUGUUGGUGUUGCUGCUGCUGUUACUCCACAACAAGGUCUCCCCCACCCCUCCUCCCCCUCCGCCAGCGCAGGGCAGCCACAGAAGCGUUGGCUCAAUUCCAGGAAGGCUCCGAUCCUGCAGCCACGUCAAUCACGUCUUCACCGCUGGCCGAAGAUACGUCACAUCAACUGAGACACCGAGAGAGCACAGACAGAUGACAGCUCAUUGACAGAUGACAGAAGCUGCAAUGACAGAUGACAGCGCAUUCAAGACUGCGGGGCGGCCCUCGUGGCCGGGAUGCCACUGUGUGCCUUGCCAGUCCACAGUGGACGGUGAGGGGCAGGAGGAGGGGACCGAGUGCAGGAGACUGAGAGGGGGCGGCUCGCAUCAAACAGGAGACAUGAACCUCUGCUGGAACGAGAUCAAACGCAAGUCCCACAACAUCCGGGUACGGCUAGAGGCCUUCUCAGACAACAGCGGGAAGCUGCAGCUCUCACUGCAGGAGAUCAUAGAAUGGCUGACAGCCAAGGACGAGGAGCUGUCGGAGCAGCUGCCCAUAGGAGGCGACGUGGGGGCCGUCCAGCACCAGAGGGAGUUCCACCAGGCAUUCAUGGAAGAUGUCAAGUCUCGCGGGCCGUUCAUCUACUCAGUCUUGGAGUCUGCCCAGGCCUUUCUGGCUCAGCACCCCUUCCAGGAGCCAGAGGAGACCCUGACCGAUGGAAAAGAGGUGUCUCCACGUCGACGGAUCUUAAAUGUGAGUCGCUCAGUGUGGAAGCAGGCCAACGUGGCCAGUGACCUGUGGGAAAAGCUGACGGCACGCUGUGUGGACCGCCAUAGACACAUGGAGAGGACCUUAGAGCGCCUACUUCAGAUCCAGGCAGCGAUGGAGGAGUUGGCUGUGGCUCUGGAGCAGGCAGAGGGGGUGAGAGACGCCUGGGAGCCUGUUGGAGACCUCUUCAUCGACUCUCUGCAGGACCACAUAGACGCUACCAAGUUAUUUAAGGAGGAGUUGACCCAGGUGAAGGAGGGCAUGAAGCACAUCAAUGAUUUGGCCCACCAGCUGGCGAUCUCCGAUGUCCAUUUGUCGAUGGAGAAUGCCCGCGCCCUGGAGCAUCUCAACAGCAGAUGGAAAGUGCUUCAGGGUUCGAUAGAGGAGCGGCUGAAGCAGCUCCAGGAUGCACAUAGAGACUUUGGCCCCGGAUCGCAGCACUUUCUUUCCAGUUCAGUGCAGAUACCAUGGGAACGUGCCAUUUCUCCGAACAAAGUGCCCUACUACAUAAACCAUCAGGCCCAGACGACGUGCUGGGACCAUCCAAAGAUGACAGAACUGUACCAAGCACUGGCGGAUCUGAACAACAUCAAGUUCUCUGCAUACAGAACAGCAAUGAAGCUGCGGCGAGUUCAGAAGGCUUUGAGAUUGGAUUUAGUGGCACUGAGCAGCCUUGUGGAGGUAUUUCGGGAGCAGAAGCUGCAGCAGGGUGAGCAUGUAAUGGAUGUGGUGGAAAUGAUCCACGGCCUCACAGCUCUUUAUGAAAGACUGGAGGAGGAGCGGUCCAUCCUGGUUAACAUUCCCCUCUGCGUUGACAUGUGUCUCAACUGGCUACUCAACGUCUACGACAGUGCUCGAAACGGUAAAAUGCGGGUUCUCAGCUUCAAGAUGGGAUUGGUGAGCUUGUGCAAUGCAGAUGUCCAAGACAAGUACAAAUACUUAUUCCGUCAAGUAUCUGGUCCUGGAGGUUUGACAGACCAGCGUCACCUCAGCCUGCUGCUCCAUGAAGCUAUUCAGAUCCCCCGCCAGUUGGGUGAAGUCGCUGCUUUCGGGGGCAGCAAUGUGGAGCCCAGCGUCCGCAGUUGCUUCCGUGUGGCCCCAGGGAAACCUGCCAUUGAGGUGUCUCACUUCCUGGAAUGGAUGAGCUUGGAGCCCCAGUCGAUGGUUUGGCUGCCUGUCCUCCACCGUGUGACUGCUGCAGAGUCAACCAAACACCAGGCCAAAUGCUAUAUCUGCAAACAGUGUCCCAUCAAGGGCUUCAGGUAUCGCAGUCUGAAGCAGUUCAAUGUGGACAUCUGCCAGACAUGUUUUCUAACCGGCCGCACUACCAAGGGAAAGAAGCUGCACUACCCCAUCAUGGAGUACUACACCCCAACAACCUCAGGGGAGAAGAUGAGGGACUUUGCCAAGACUCUGAAGAAUAAGUUCAGGUCAAAGCAGUACUUCACCAAACACCCUCAGAGAGGUUACCUGCCGGUGCAAUCUGUGCUGGAAGCCGAGAGCUCGGAGACGCCGUGCUCCUCGCCCAAGCUGCCCCAUGCAGACACACACAGCAGGAUUGAGCAUUAUGCCAGCAGAUUGGCAGAAAUGGAGAGCCAGAAUUGUUCAUUCUUCACGGAUAGCCUGUCUCCUGAUGAAAGUCUGGAUGAAGAUCAGUACCUCCUGCGUCACUCCAGCCCAGCACUGGACCAUGACUCACCCUGCGGACAGCACAUGCUUCUGGCCCACCUGGAGCACCAGAACAAGGAGCAGCUCCAGUGCACCCUGGCCCGUCUGGAAAAUGAGAACAGGGUGCUGCAGGGCGAGUACAGGAGGCUCAAGUGGAAGCACGAGGAGGCGGCAUCAGUCCCCAUGCUCACUGAGGCUGGAGAGGGCGGCCCAGGUUCACCCACAGCGGAAGGGCAGCAGGAUGAGGAGCUCCUAGCAGAGGCACGGGUCCUCCGGCAGCACAAGACGCGUCUGGAGACUCGUAUGCAGAUCCUGGAGGAACACAACAAACAGCUGGAGUCCCAGCUGCGCAGGCUCAGGGAGCUAUUGCUACAGCCCAAAGAUGACUCAGAGGCCAAUGGAUCAGAACCAUCAACCCUGUCUUCUCCUGUGUCUGGAGGGGGUCUCCACAGGGAACCGGCCAGCAGAGAGACCACUGACACUGAAGCAGCAGGAGAUGACAUGGAGCACGAACACGAUACAGUGCUGCAGCUCCAGGAGGUCAUCGAGCAGCUGAGAAAUGUCUUCCCUUCGGAACCGGGCACCACAUCACACAUCUAACCCUGAGUGGGUCUGGAGGAGCAGAGUGUAAGCCUGAAAAGACAGUUGAUGGCAGAGGGAUGAGCUCCAGAUGGUUGAGGUCAGGUCACUAUACACCAGGCCCAGUGACCACUGCAGCAGCUAUGAUAACCAGAGCUAACCCUCUACCGGAAGUCUGUGCACUAAAAGCCUUUUUCAUGCAUACUGCUGAAGGCUCACGCUGAUGUCCAUUUGGCCAGGCUGUGCUUGAUAACUUCUGUGGCGCAGCCUGACACCAUUUUAACGAGCCAAAGGAAACUAAUGUUAGCAGCAGGUCAGGGAGAGACUAAAGUAGAAGGGAAAGGCCCAGCCAAAACACUGUGCUUACCAGUAUCUGUGUAGUUGUUCGGAGGUAUGAAGCUUUAUGUCAGUCCACAGCACAAAUUGGACCUUCAAUGAAAAGAACUUUGAAAAAUGCAAAAAGGAAUAACAAUAUCCCCUUGUUUUGUCAGAAUGCCUGUAUCUUCAGUGUUUGUGUUUUUCUUUCUCCUUGAAUGUGUUAUCAUGGUUAUUAUUUUGGUUUUCUGAAGGGAGGUGGUGCGUUAAAGCUUGCUAGUGUUAACUAGAUCAGGGCUGGGCUGACUGCAUUACAUGUGGCUGCGUGGUGCAGAUUGUCGGGGAGUUAACAGCACCCACAAAAAGCUUAUUUACUUUGUGUGAGUGACACAUCAUCAGUUAAAUCCAUGAUUUAUUUAAGACAGCCAAAGUGCCCGCUAGCACAGCGCCUCUGUAUGCACACACUGUGUUCCUCUAAUCCUCUCAAACUGUUUGUCACUCUCAUUGCUUGUCUCUCCUAAGUGAGCCCUUUAUCCUCAUACAGAACCACUUGUACUUGCCGUCUGUGCACACACAUACACACACAUCUGCUGCUACAUCCAUGCUCCCUAUUGACAAUGUCCCCUUCCCUCACUGUGAGCAAAUGGCUCCCUGCAUGAUCAAUAUGCACUGUGCUGCAUCACUAAAUGCAGACUUCCAAAAAAAAAAUUGAGAUCCAUUACAUCUCUGGCUUGCGGGAUUCAGACAGAAUCUCAAGUUUUGAGCCAAUUUGUAUUAUGACUGAAAUUGGGUUUUGUUGAGGAAAUGUCUGCCGAUAAAAAUCAGCAUGUAGGCAUCCGCCCUGGAAUCUUUGGGCUCUCCUGCUGUGUGCAGAGAAAGAGAAGGAAGCAGCUCCAGGCAAUAGUGCUGCCAGGCUGAAACCCCUCUUUCUCUCUCUCUCUCUCUCUCUGUACAUUCCUACACUGACGUCAAGCCUAGUAAUCUCCCCUCUCCAUGAUCUCCAUGAUAGUUUUCAAAAUAACAGUAGCUAUUGAGUGUACAUGCCUCAUUUUCGCUCUUUAAUGCAUACUUAAUUGCUUUUAGAUUUGCAAAAAGACGAGCGUUUGGAUUGGAUUUGGCCCUUUCGUAUCGGGGUCAUUCAGUUCUAAACAUAGCACAGUCAGUUAAAGCCUUAAGACCAAACAGAAUCCAUGCAAAACAAGUUAGUCUUUCUGGACUUAUUUUUAUGUUUUACAUUGAAGGAAAGUGGUUGCUCAAGCGUAGGUUUGUUUGUCUGUGAGUCACUGGUCAGACCUGUGGUUAAUUUGGUGUAACAGUAAAAACAGAAAAGUGUUGAUCACAGCACAUGAAUAUCCAUUCAUUGAAACCAGCUAAAUAGGGCUUUUGAGGGUGAAACCAUGAAACUGGGGAUGCUUGAAGGGCCUAAAGAUCUGAGACAAGAGAAGAAAGGUAGGGAAAAAACACAAGAGAGAGAUCCACUUUGAUGUGCCUGCCACAGAAAAAUCUCCAGAAGCAAGACAAGCAAUUGCCUGAAACAAAUAAGCUGUGGCUCUGUGUGUUUCUCAGCAAUCAUACCACCUGAUUCUUGCAGAAAAGACAGACACAUACACAGAAAUUCAUCCUAAUCCUUAAAACGAUGCUCUGGCCUCACAUACAUGAGUUUGAAACCCAUGUGCUGCAUUCAUUACGGGCGAGCCCUCCAGGCACACAGCGCUCACAUUUUGACACCAUCCCCCUCAGCACUCGCUGGUUGUUAGUUUUGAUACUGUUGCUAGGGAACUGCCUCCAAGGACGCGGUACCACAGGUUUGUGAGUUAUAAAGGUGAUGUGCCGUUCAUCAUACAAAUGCUAAUAGCCUUAAGGGAAGCAAGGGAGGGCGUCACUCACCUCUUCUUCACUUCCACCUCCACUGAAGCCUGUCAGUUGCGUAGCUGCUAAAGAUAAUCAUUAUCAUCUGUUGAAUCGGGCUCUGUACUGCUGAAGCUCUCACAAAGUCAGAACAAAGAGCAGCGGCUUGAUUUAUGGGUGGAAGAAAAACAGCCUUGACAAGCAAUGUUUAUUCAUCCGUGUUUAUUUAUUGGUAUUCACACAUCCUGUUACAUAUUGGCGAUCACCCGGCAGCCUCACACUCUUAUCUACAUACUUUUCAUGAGGGUACACAAACUGAUGUAACAGUGACAGCGUGUGAAAGAGAAGAGAAGAGGAGGCAUUCCCCACAGGACUGCUUGUCAACAUUUGUCGUGUGUAUUUUAAGAUCGUAUAGAGGAGGCAGAUUGGAAUAAAUGUCCUCGGUGGUUCAACGACAGAGUUACGUUAUCGUACACAUGUUGUCCCCGUGUUUAACUCUGCUGGUUUCCGUGCCGUCUAAAUCGACUUUAAUGGUCGUCCAGCUUGUAGGAGAGUCAACUGGUGAGUCUCUUUACGCUGUGUGAUCAUCACUUUGAGGUCUGAUACAUACAGAAAUUUCCAUACUGGAAGUGGUUUCCUAUAUUCCCCAUGCACACUAAGACAUACUCCGCUCUCUGUGGCGUGACUUAAGUUGUUUGAUUGAAGAAAAAAGGCUCUCCACAGAGGCAACUUCCCCAGAGGACACUGCUUUCGCUCUCCAAACUUCUCUUACUGCAUGUAGCCAACCAACACACUACCGGCGCCGUACAUUACGCUCCCGCCGCUCCCGUGUCACACCCUCCGUGGUAGCGAUUAUGCAUCUAAGGUUGUAAUAGGGACACGUGUGCGCUUGUGUGUCGUCUCUCACAAUGAGGCAAUGAAUCAUCUAACCUCAAACAUGGUGUUGAUAACACUAACACACACAUUUACACACAGUCAUACCCUGAAGGUGAAAUAAAGGUUUGUCUUUUUUUUAAAUCACCAUUAAUAUACCUCAUUAAUCAUUUCAUAUGUUUAUUGUUUAAUGGGUUUGGUUUUAUGUCACUGUCCAGCACUCAAACACUUCUUGCUGUCUUUUCUCUGGAGUUUUUAAUCUGUAUAAAAAGUUUUCUGAGGAAAGGCUUUUUAUUGUAAUAACAAGUGGGUUACUGGCUGCUUUAUACUCUUUGUGUACAGAAAUAAAAACUUUGUAUUUGG
This is a messenger RNA of Scatophagus argus, 7036 nucleotides long. It is a transcript of the gene drp2, whose product is annotated as dystrophin related protein 2. The transcript is spliced from 26 exons. The record is from RefSeq and is a predicted model, not a curated record. NCBI's taxonomy places the organism in Eukaryota, Metazoa, Chordata, Actinopteri, Scatophagidae. Gene Ontology annotation, molecular function: protein binding; zinc ion binding. Gene Ontology annotation, biological process: synaptic signaling. Bases 854 to 3658 code for a protein of 934 amino acids. Gene Ontology annotation, cellular component: plasma membrane.